Messenger RNA from Kwoniella botswanensis, 1929 nucleotides. RefSeq lists its product as uncharacterized. Gene Ontology annotation, biological process: ribosome biogenesis; maturation of LSU-rRNA from tricistronic rRNA transcript (SSU-rRNA, 5.8S rRNA, LSU-rRNA). NCBI's taxonomy places the organism in Eukaryota, Fungi, Basidiomycota, Tremellomycetes, Tremellales, Cryptococcaceae. The record is from RefSeq and is a predicted model, not a curated record. Gene Ontology annotation, molecular function: RNA binding. The coding region runs from base 1 to 1929 and encodes 642 amino acids. The transcript is spliced from 5 exons. Gene Ontology annotation, cellular component: PeBoW complex; nucleolus.
AUGGCCAAGAUCAAGAGAAAGGGAGAAUCCGGAGCCGCUAAGAACUAUGUGACGAGGAAUCAAGCAUUGAAGAAAUUGCAGAUCUCUUUGUCCGAUUUCAGAAGGCUAUGUAUCCUCAAAGGUAUCUACCCUCGAGAACCUCUCAACAAGAAACGAGCCAACAAAGGUUCUUCCGCCCCUGCUACGUUCUACUAUCACAAAGAUAUACAGUACCUACUCCAUGAGCCGCUUUUGGUCAAGUUCAGAGAACAUAAGUCGUUCGCUAAGAAAUUGGCUAGAGCGUUAGGUAGAGGUGAAUGGGCUUUGGCGAAGAAUCUCGAAGAUGCUAAACCUGUGGCGAGAUUGGAUCAUCUUGUGAAAGAGAGAUAUCCAACGUUCACUCUCGCCUUACAAGAUCUCCAAGAUCCUCUAAAUCUCGUUCAUCUAUUCUCAACCCUUCCUACCAAUCCUAUACCAGGCAAGACCCUCGUACCUUCCUCAGUGAUCGCUGAAUGCUCGAGACUCAUCUCCGAAUGGAAAGUCUGGGCUAUCCGAACCAACUCGCUGAGGAAGAUAUUCCUCGGCGUCAAAGGUAUAUACUACGAAUGUGAAGUACCAGGUCAAGGAGGUGAAGUAGUCAAAGUUAGAUGGUUGGAGGGAUACGAGUUCCAACAACAUGUUCCUACCGAUGUGGAUUUCAGAAUCCUCUUGACGUUCUUGGACUUAUACAGGACAUUGAUAAGUUUCACCCUGUUCAAACUCUACACGGAGGAGAAUCUGGUCUACCCUCCACCGUUAGAUGUGGAAUUGGACGAAAGGGGAGAAUCAGUCGGUGCGUUCAGGUUGGUAGAGAAGAAAGAUAAUUUGGGUGUGGAGAGUUCAAAAGUAUCCAAGAAAGCUGUAAGAAAAGCCAUAAGAGGUAUCAAAGCUUCUACUGGUGAUGUCGAUGCCGACGUGGAGAUGGAUGAAGAUGAACAAGAUGGAAAUGAAGAAGAUGAUGAAGAGUUCGUUGAAAGACCUACGAAAAGUGGUGAAGAAGUUGAAGAUGUAGCUACAGCACCUUUGACAACGUACAACUCUCUCCUCGCCACAUCUUCCAAUGCAGCUUCGACCUCGAAACAGAAUCUCCUCUUCUCGCCGUACACUUUUUACCUCUCGCGAGAGACUUCUUCAAGAACUUGGGAAUUCGUUAUUAGAGCUAUGGGCGGAAAGAUCAUCACCUCGUUGAACUCGCCUACUCCAUCGGACGACUCGAUCACACAUGUCAUUAUCGAUCGACCGAUCACCGUGGAGAGGAUGAGGGAGAUGGAAAACGGUAGGAAAUGGACUUGGGUCCAACCUCAGUGGGUAGCCGAUUGUGUCAACAGACAGAAAAUCAUUCCCUCGGAGGGAUACCACCCAGGUCAAUUGUUACCUCCCCAUCUGAGUCCUUGGGACGGCGAAGGCGAAUUGGAUAGACCAUGGUUGGAAGAUCAACAGAACGCAGCUAUCACUGCUGCUCAGGAGGAAGCAGACCAAGAGGAAGAUGCGAUCGAACGAGAUGUUCCCGAGGAAGAAGAUGUAUCCGAAGAUGAAGAUGUGGAAGAUGAAGAAGAACCGGCUGGGAGCAAAUACCCACCAGCAUUACUUGCUUCGUCAUUGGAUUCAGAAAACGUAUCAUUGUUACAUGCUGCGGAAUUAGAAGCUGAACAGAAUGGCAUAUCCCACUCGGCAUUCAGGAACCAACUUAAGGAAGCUAUCAAAGCGAACGCAAAGGAUGCUUCUACCAAGUCUCAGGCUGGUAAGAAAGGUGGAGAAGAGGAUUUGAGAAAGAUCAUGAUGAGUAAUAAGAAAGCGAAGUUGUAUGAGAAGAUGCAAUAUUCGAACAGAGAAAAGGCUGCUGAGAAAGAGAAUCUCGAGAGGAAGAGGUUGGCUAUUGAGAAGAGGAAACGUAAGGAAGCUAGAGCGUGA